Messenger RNA from Daldinia decipiens, 2748 nucleotides. RefSeq lists its product as uncharacterized. The record is from RefSeq and is a predicted model, not a curated record. Bases 563 to 2167 code for a protein of 534 amino acids. The transcript has 5 exons. Lineage: Eukaryota; Fungi; Ascomycota; Sordariomycetes; Xylariales; Hypoxylaceae.
CUCUUAUUAGUUUUCUCACAUCUCCCCCUUCUAGCGCAUUCAGAAUGCAAAGGCCGUGUGCUGAUGUCUGGCAAUGCAUAAGAAUCCUCUCAUAUACUGACUCGAACCGAGAUGCUGGAUGGCGCGAAUUCGGACCGUUAGGAACAUCCUAUUGACUGGAUCGUCUCAUCUGCUCUCGGGAAUUCCUACCUACUUAGGUACCUAACUUAGUUCAUGAUAUACAAUUAUGCAAGUCCACAUAGUCUACAUUCGCUAUUUUGCCCGCGAGAGGUUUAGUGGCUUUCUCUCCAUCUGUCAAAGCCUAGCUCGAGGUCGAGAUCGCUUAUACCGCUCUUCUCAUUAGCUCUUCUAUCUAAUAGAUUGUCUUCGUCUCAUCAACACUCAAGGCGCCACGUUUCUGCUAGUGUUUCUUUCUUGUCACCUGUCAUUGAUUUUACCUACCGCGUUUAGCCUCGCUUUAUUAGUCGACAUAUCUCCCACCUAGCAGAAACUCACGUCGUCGUUAAUAAGACAGUUAAGCUGCCCUGCUCGUUACAUCACCUGGGACUUCUCAAUACCGAUCAUGACCCAAGUGAAGACCAUACGGAAGACUUAUCCCGGUUAUUCAUUGUCAACUUAUCCUAAAAGGAAAAAGAAUAGUCACAAUCGCCUCAUGGAAAUAGGAGCCACGGUGUAUAUUCCUACACAAACCAUAUGUCUUGACAGCCUCAGCGCGGAAUUAUUAAAUAUUAUAUUUAAACAGUUGAGAGCCAUUGACUCCCGGACGCUAGCUGACGCUCGCCGGUUAUCUAGACGACUGGAAACAAUCAUUACGCCUAUACAUUAUGAAACUAUACAACUUAGCGAACAUAUAAUAGACCCCCUCGCCGAGACCUAUUUCCCUGGUUACUUUGGAAAUAUUUAUUCAUUUACUAGACACGUAGAAGCAAGGAGCAAUCUUGACGCGAAAGACACUAAGCGGGUGUUGGACAGGGUACAAAGACUCUCGACUUUGAGAUGGCGUUAUGUCGAAAAUCAAUCUCUUACAGGCUCGGCCUUUCCUUUCUCGGCACCGUCCGAUAUAUUGAGCCCAUACCACAUCAAUGUUAACAAGACCAAGAUAUAUGUCGAGGACCUGCCUUUAGAGGACUCUUAUAGUGACUUAUACAGCACUUAUACCCAAUAUAUCCCUGCGAGUAAUCUUAUUUCUCUAAAGAUGCAGAGUCCUGCUCUCACGAGAACCAUCGACUCGUUAAAGCGAUUCCUUGUCCAGGCUCAAUGCACACAAAAUCUCAACUAUAACGGCCGUGGCCAAGGGACAAGCUUUGAAUUCAAUGGGAAUGAACGCCUGCCGCCUUUUAAAAUAAUAUCACUUCAAUCAUACGACUGGAACCACAGCGCUGAUGAAGUCCAAAGGCAUUGGAAUUUCUCGCGGAUAGAGCAUUUAACUCUUAUCGACGUGCCCCUAUUCAAAUUCUUUACUUCAGUGCCUAUUGCGGAACUCAACAACCUCCGGACACUCCACUGCGAAGACUUCACCACACAUACCUUGUACCAACGUGAAAACGUGACGAGGAUUCUACACGUACUGAUAGGUCGUAUCGAGGCUCUUCAAAAGAUUAAGAUAACGUGCAAUACGGAAUUAUUUCCAAUAGAUUCGCUAUUUUGUCAUGCGAGCUCGCUCGAGGCUCUGAGCUUCCAAGAUUACACCGGUUUUAGCGACGAGACACGACGGUAUCCCACGAUGCGGGUAGAAGAUCUUACUCAACUCUCCCACGCACUAGUCAAUCUCGAUUAUCUCGAGCUAGGCAUGGACGCAACCACAUGCGACCCUGGCCAGUUCCUCGAGGCGCUCUGCAACUUCCCCCGACUCCACACGCUCAACUUGAACACGCAGACGGUCUGGCGCGCUCACCACACAGUGCGUAAUAGCGAAGAUCUGGAUUACAACGCGGCGGUAGCGAUGCUGGAAGCUUUGAUUCGCGAUAAGCGGGGGAGCCCGUGGCGGCACAUCACGAUCAACGUCGGCGGGUGGAAGCCGGUGAUGGUGCGCCGGUUAGGCGCUGCGUGGCGCGAUAAGAAUAUCCAGGGGAUAUAUGCUGAGAGGUGUUUCCAUAUGGAUAGGGACGAGGUGACGGGCGAAUAUGUGUUUAGGGAGGAGAAGGGCAAGGAUAAUACUUCUAUCUAGAGGAUGUGGUGGAUGGAAGAGCGUGCAGUUUCGACAUUUGGGAUAAGUAGGUACCUAUCUAACCUAUGUACCUAAAGCGAGUGGAUGGAGUGCAGGUUGCCUAAGUACUAGAGCGCUAAUUGUUAAUAUAAUACUAUUCUGAGUUGGGAAGUUCUCUUGUCUUUUUCUACGCCACCGCGUCUCUCCUAUGAAGCCCGGCUCUAUAUCACUACCUACUUCUACAACCCGACUCCUCAUCCUCUAGGCCAUGGCUUUACUUCCUCGCUCUCGAUGGAACCAGGCUAAAUCGAACGGCUUCGUGGAGCGUGGCCACAGUAGGCGGCUUUAGAAUGCAAAAGCAGAUAGGGGUGCAAAGGAGAGACUAGGAUAAUUCCGAAAAUGGGGUUGCUAAUAUGUUCGAAGGGUGAGCAAGGCGGCUAACCCAACUAGUUUGAUCUAAGAGUCCUGCGACUGGGCACCUGUAGCACCCGAAUGUUGGCUCUUGAAGACUAUAUCUGCUCCGUCUCAUAACAUGUCGAAUAGAGAGAGGCAGUUGUUUCUAUGCUAUUUGGUUCCAACUCGUGACAUAGCCUCCAAGCACC